Molecule: messenger RNA, 1689 nt
Organism: Phacochoerus africanus (Common warthog)
Lineage: Eukaryota; Metazoa; Chordata; Mammalia; Artiodactyla; Suidae
Product: NKG2-A/NKG2-B type II integral membrane protein-like
Exons: 6
Coding region: 95-787 (230 amino acids)
Biological process (GO): positive regulation of natural killer cell mediated cytotoxicity; stimulatory C-type lectin receptor signaling pathway
Source: RefSeq, a predicted model, not a curated record
UUUACUCUACUAGGCAUCUCAACAUAACUCAUGUCAUUUUUUCCUAAGUACACUUAUCUUAGAGCACAGUUCUUGACAUCACUCGGCCACAAAGAUGAAUAACCAAGGAGUUACUUAUGCAGAACUGAACGUAGCCAACAACUCUAAGAGGCGACAAAUAAAACUUAAGGACACUAAAAGUUCCAUUUCAAUAACUGAGCAGGAAAUAGUCUAUGCAGAACUGAAUCUUCAGAAUGCUUCUAAGAAUCUUCAAGGGAAUGAUAAGAACCACCACUGCCAAGAGAAACUUGUUGCUGGGACCCUGGGAAUCAUCUGUCUUGGCUUGAUGUUCGCUGUGGUAGCAAUGAUAGUUGUUACUCCUGCUACCGUAAUACCAGAGCAGAAUGACUCCUCUCCAAUCACAAGGCUCCAGAAAGAAUUUCAUUGUGGUAAUUGUCCAAAGGAAUGGUUUACAUAUUCCAAUAAUUGCUAUUAUGCUACUACUGAAAAAAAAACAUGGAAUGAGAGUUUGAUGGCCUGUGAUUCACGGAAUUCUACUCUACUUUAUAUAGAUAAUGAAGAAGAAAUGAAAUUCCUGAAAUCCCUAUCAAGUGUGUCAUGGGUUGCAGUCUCUCGUGAAAGCCGUGAUCAUACAUGGAUGUGGAGAAAUGGUUCAACUUGCACACUAAAGAUAACAGAUACAUCACCUGGUAAACGUAACUGUGCAAUUCUAUACUCAAUGGGCAUUAAAGCAGAAAACUGCGACUUUCCAAAUGCAUAUAAUUGCAAGCAUAAACUUGAGAAAUAAAGCAUAUGAAUUUGGAUUCUGUUGGGUAACAUUGUCUUUCAUGAAAUGGCAAUGAUAUUAUGAUUGCAUAUGUUUUAGACGAAUUAUGUUAUUCAUAUAUGAAAUACGGAAUAUAUGAAAGUUUUUUCAAAAACUAUUGAAACAUAAUAUAUACCCCAAAGUACAGAUAUCAUUACUUUUUGCUUGGCUUUUUUUGCUCAACAAUAUGUUUAUGGCUUUCAACCUUUCUAAGAGAUCACAUAUGGUGUAAGCCCAUUUAUAUGAAUAUCAAGAAUAGGUAAUUCCCAUAGAGGCAGAAAGUGGAUUGGUGGUUACCAAGGACUGAGGAGAGACGGAGUUAGAAAAUGACUGAUAAGCACUACAAAGUUUCUUUGGGGGGUAAUAAAAACUUCUAGAAUUUGUUAGUGUUGAUGGUUGUAAACUCUCUGAACAUAUUAUAAAAAAAUCACUGAUUUAUACGCUUUCAGUUGAUACAUGUUAUGCUGUGUAAAUUACACUCCAAUAAAGCUGUUUAAAAUUUAAAAAAAAAAACCUCCUGGAAUUAUGUUUGAGACUGCAUUUAAUGUUUAAGGUAAUUUGUAAAGAUAUUUCAUCUUUACAAUAUUGGCAUUUCCAGUCAAAAUCAUGCUUUAUCCUUCCCUGAAUUAGGUUUUUCUAUAAUUUCUCCUGAUUAUAUUUUGUAUUUUGUAUUAUUCUAUGUUAAAAUCUUAAAGAUACAUGGGUAUUUCACACUUAAGGCUUUUGUAAAUGGUAUCCUUAAUAUAUUCUCCUGGAUUUUUAUAUACACAACUAUUGCAUCUUUAAAUAAUCACACGUUAUUUCUUCUUUCCAAGUGUAAUUAUUUUUUUUCUUGAGUUAUUUUUAUUGGUUUGGGUUUUACUUCCAAUGUUGAAUAGAAGGUA